AUGACCGCUAUCACGAUAACAUCAACAGAGAUUCUCGACCAAGUACCAAUCGGUACACUGAAAUUGAACGGUCAGCCUAAAGAUAAAGUGGCCAAAGCUCAAGAUGACGAACACGAUAGUGGUCAUUCGACCGAAGAGGAUGAUGAGGUUGUUGUAGUCGAUCCGUACAAUUAUGUUGGAGAGACAUUCGGUUCUGGACCAGGAGAAAAUUACCCUUAUGCUGAAUUCCUUCCUCAUAAUCCCGACCGAACCGAAUCCGAUCCCCCCUUACCUCACUUCGAUAUCCAAGAUAGAGGAUUGAAAGCCCAUCCCAAUGCAGCAAGAUUGAGAGCGUUCGUAGAGGCCCGAGGAGGAAAAGUCAGAGAUCAAUUGGUCGCUGUCGGAACUGUUAUUGAAGGUGAUAUCAAGUUGGAAGAACUGGGUGAGGAGGAGAAAGAUGAUUUAGCCCUUCUGGUUGCUCAACGAGGAGUCGUUUUCUUCCGAAACCAACACUCCCUCACGAUCGAAGCUCAGAGGGAUCUUGGUAAACAUUUCGGACCAUUGCACAAACACGCUACGUACGCUACUCCAAAAAGAGGAGAUUUGGAUGAUGUAGUUGUCGUCUACGCCGAUCACAAUUCUCGACCUGAUCUUUAUGCUUUCUCUCGAGCGGAGCUCUUCCAUUCUGAUGUCACAUACGAAGUACAACCUCCUGGAACUACCAUCUUGAGAUUGUUGACUACUCCUGAAGUCGGUAAUGAUACUUUGUGGUCAUCUGGUUAUACUGUCUACUCAUCUCUUUCCAAACCAAUGCAAAAAUACCUUGAAUCCCUCUCAGCAAUUCACUCAGGAUACGAUCAAGCUGCUUCUCGAACUGGUAUUACCAAAAUACCCAGACGUCAACCUAUCGAGACAAUCCAUCCGGUAGUCAGAGUUCACCCUGUAACUGGGAUCAAAUCCGUCUUCGUCAAUCCUGGAUUCGUCACGAGACUGGUGGGCGUACCCAAAGCUGAAAGCGAUAUGAUCUUGAACUUCUUGAAGGAUCAGUUCGCCCAGCAGACGGAUGCUACCGUUCGAUGGAGCUGGAAAUCUGGUGAUGUAGCUAUCUGGGACAACAGGAUCGUCAAUCAUUCAGCUACUUUCGAUGCUUACCCAUCCCUCCGACAUGGUCUUAGAGUAACUCCCCACGCCGAAACUCCAAUCUCAGUGGAAGAGUACGAAUCUACCACUGGUCAAAAGGCUAAAGACUGGUUGGAAGAGAGACAUAGAUCUUUGGGUAUCAAACCUCUCGCAAGGGAUGAUGGCAAGACCAAGAAGAGGGCUUUCCGGGAUUAA
Kwoniella botswanensis is the source of this 1314-nucleotide messenger RNA. RefSeq lists its product as uncharacterized. Gene Ontology annotation, cellular component: cytoplasm. Gene Ontology annotation, molecular function: 2-oxoglutarate-dependent dioxygenase activity. The record is from RefSeq and is a predicted model, not a curated record. NCBI's taxonomy places the organism in Eukaryota, Fungi, Basidiomycota, Tremellomycetes, Tremellales, Cryptococcaceae. The transcript has 9 exons. Bases 1 to 1314 code for a protein of 437 amino acids.